Vitis vinifera (wine grape) is the source of this 1826-nucleotide messenger RNA. RefSeq lists its product as uncharacterized. NCBI's taxonomy places the organism in Eukaryota, Viridiplantae, Streptophyta, Magnoliopsida, Vitales, Vitaceae. The record is from RefSeq and is a predicted model, not a curated record. The transcript is spliced from 8 exons. The coding region runs from base 159 to 1631 and encodes 490 amino acids. Gene Ontology annotation, molecular function: nucleic acid binding; zinc ion binding.
UUAGUAUCCUUUUGCUCCUAGUCUUCUCCCGCGUCUCUUAUAAAAACUAAAGAAAACCACUCCAAGAGAGCACACUACAAGAAUCUUCUUCCUUUUUUUCUUUCCUCUUUCUCUUUACAGAUAAACUGAGAAAGCCCAGCUCAUCCCUCAAUUCCCAGAUGGGUUUCAUGAAUGUUCUCAAGUUCUCAGCUGCAUGCUUUGAUCUUCUUGGCUGGCCUCUAUGUGCACUGGGUUAUCCUCUAUGUGCUUCAAUUCGGGCAAUUGAGACUAACUCAAUCUCAGACUUUCGGAAGUUGGUGGCGUAUUGGGUUCUAUUUUCCUUGAUUUCACUCUUUGAUCAUGCUUUUUCCAAGCUCCUUGAAUGGGUACCAUUCUGGCCUUACAUAAAGCUGAUGGUCAUCUGCUGGCUGGUGAUACAGCAGUUUGAUGGUUCAUAUUAUGUCUAUCAACACCUAGUUCAGCCAUGCUUGUCCAUGGAUCCACAAGCUGUCAUGAACUGGCUCUUCAAUGAAUCAAAAAAGAAGUUUCAUAGCAGAGAAAACUUUCUUGUUUCAGCAGACCGAUAUAUUAAGGAGAAUGGACCUGAAGCUUUGGAGAAACUACUUUCUAGGAAGUUGAGGAGCGCAAAGCCUAAUGUUGAAGUGAAAAAGAUCAAAGCACCUGCAGCACCGGAGAAAAAAGGGGAACAGUGGAAGUGUGAAGAGCCUAAUGUUGCUCAAAAGGAGAUCCAAGUUGUCAAAGUAACAGAGAUAAAAAAUGGGGGGGAUGGAGCAAAGAGGUGUGAAUGGCCUAAUGCUGCUAAGAAGGAGGUCAAAGUGACAGAAGUAACACACAGAACAUUCGGUGGUACAGCACAGUGGGUUAAACGAACAGAGAUAAAUCUUGGUGAAACUAGAAGUAAUACAACUUGUGCUGUGGAGAUAAAAGAAAGGGCAGCGGCACUGGUGGCUGCAGAAAUUGAGGCAUGUAGAGACGAUAGAACCCCCAAGAUACCUCUUCAUGAGAAAGUCCAGAAAGAGUGGGCUUGUGCUGUAUGCCAGGUCACAACCCAAAGUGAAGCGACCUUCAAUUCCCACCUUCAAGGGAAGAGACAUCAGGCCACUUCUGAGCAGCUGAGAGCCAAAAACCAGGCAACCAAAACCAAUUGUUCCCCAUCUGCUUCAAUGGCCAAGAAAUCUGAUCAGUCCACCAAAGAGGAGCAACCGAAGUGUACUUCCAACAAUCUGAAUUCCAAAAACAAUGGAAUCUCAGCUGCUUCAACAGUGAAGAAACCUGAUGACACCAAAGAUGAUGAGCGACAAAAGUCUGCAUCUAGCAAUGAACCGAACCAGAAGAAUAACAAAAAGCAAGAGGUACAGACCAAUGAGCAAGGCCAUCAGAAGAACUUAAAGCAAACUGGCGAUGGAAUGAAAGAGUUGAGAUUAUGCUGCAAUAUCUGUAAUGUAAGCUGCACAAGUGAGCUUGACAUGGCCUCUCAUCUCAAUGGAUGGAGGCACUUUAAUAUGAUAAAGGAGGCGUCUGAAUUAUGGUGCAGUAACUGCAAUGUAAGGUGCAACAGUGAGGCUGUCAUGGCCUCUCACCGAAAUGGGAGGAGGCACUUGAAGCAGCUGAAGGAACGGUCGGGAUUAUAGUGCAGUAUCUGUAGCGUGAGAUUGUGUUAGGAAGAGGUGGAAUGGGUUCCAAUCAGGAAUUAAGACUCGGUUCCAAGACAUGGAAAGUGUCUUUAGAUUAUGUUAUCUCCAUUUUUUUUAUUGUGAGAGGGGAGUAUAAGGAAUGAAAAUAAAUAUAUAUAUAUUUUUUAAUAGAGAUGAAUUUGAUAAUUUUAA